Molecule: messenger RNA, 5522 nt
Organism: Malaclemys terrapin pileata
Lineage: Eukaryota; Metazoa; Chordata; Testudines; Emydidae
Gene: KCNJ2
Product: potassium inwardly rectifying channel subfamily J member 2
Exons: 2
Coding region: 331-1614 (427 amino acids)
Biological process (GO): potassium ion import across plasma membrane; regulation of monoatomic ion transmembrane transport
Cellular component (GO): plasma membrane
Molecular function (GO): inward rectifier potassium channel activity
Source: RefSeq, a predicted model, not a curated record
AACAGUGCAGCGGGGUAGGGAGCUUGGGAUUGGUUUGCUGAUUCCCCCUGGCCACUGGAUUUUACACUCUUUUAUGUAUAUCCAUCCCCAGCUUAAAUCCACCGCCAGACCAUGUGCUCUCCAUGACGGAUGUUCGAUUGCUAAGCUAACGCUGCAUGUCAGAAGACUCUCCUUGGUAGAGCCAAGGGUUGUUGGAAACUCCAACCUAGCCCUCUUAUUUUUUUCUGUGUGUGUGUUCCUCUAGAACUUUCAAACCUGUUUCUCCAAAGGGUUUUGCAGAAACUCAGACUGUUUUCUAAAGCAGAAGCACCUCCGUCCACAGCAGUAGUGAUGGGCAGCGUGCGAACCAACCGCUAUAGCAUCGUUUCCUCAGAAGAGGAUGGCAUGAAGCUGGCAACCAUGGCAGUUGCCAAUGGCUUUGGGAACGGGAAGAGCAAGGUACACACUAGGCAGCAGUGCAGGAGCCGCUUCGUCAAGAAAGACGGACACUGCAACGUCCAAUUCAUUAAUGUGGGCGAGAAAGGACAACGUUACCUGGCAGACAUCUUUACCACCUGCGUGGAUAUUCGCUGGAGGUGGAUGCUAGUUAUCUUCUGCCUGGCUUUCAUCCUUUCCUGGCUUUUUUUUGGCUGUGUGUUUUGGCUGAUUGCUCUGUUGCAUGGGGAUCUGGAGGAGUCAACAAACUACAAACCUUGUGUCUCCAAUGUGAACAGCUUCACUGCAGCCUUCCUCUUCUCCAUCGAAACUCAGACAACGAUUGGGUAUGGUUUUAGGUGCGUCACGGACGAGUGCCCCAUUGCAGUCUUCAUGGUGGUUUUCCAGUCUAUCGUAGGCUGCAUCAUUGAUGCCUUCAUCAUUGGGGCUGUCAUGGCAAAGAUGGCUAAACCAAAAAAGAGAAACGAAACUCUAGUCUUCAGUCACAAUGCUGUUGUGGGCCUGAGGGAUGGGAAGCUGUGUUUAAUGUGGCGUGUUGGAAACCUACGGAAAAGCCAUUUGGUAGAGGCACACGUGAGAGCCCAGCUUCUUAAAUCCAGGGUCACCUCCGAAGGAGAAUACAUCCCCUUGGACCAAAUAGAUAUCAACGUUGGGUUUGAUAGUGGGAUAGACCGCAUAUUCCUGGUCUCCCCAAUUACAAUAGUCCAUGAAAUAGAUGAACAAAGUCCCUUGUAUGACUACAGUAAGCAAGACAUGGACAAUGCAGACUUUGAAAUUGUAGUAAUAUUAGAGGGCAUGGUGGAAGCUACCGCCAUGACUACCCAGUGCCGUAGUUCAUAUCUGGCAAACGAAAUCCUCUGGGGCCACCGUUAUGAGCCUGUGCUCUUUGAAGAGAAAAACUACUACAAAGUGGACUACUCUAGGUUCCACAAAACGUACGAAGUGCCCAACACACCCCUUUGUAGUGCCAGAGACUUAGCAGAAAAGAAAUACAUUCUCUCUAAUGCAAAUUCCUUUUGCUACGAGAAUGAAGUGGCCCUCACCAGCAAAGAAGAGGACGAGAGUGACAAUGGGGUGCCUGAAAGCAUGAGCACAGACACCCUCCCAGACAUGGACCAUCAUAACCAAGCUGGGGUGCCACUAGAACCUAGGCCAUUGAGGCGGGAAUCGGAAAUAUGACUGACUGACUUUUUCUCUGUUAUCUUUUGGUUUAAAAGAAAAAUACGUCGGUCAAAGGCACAGUGAGCUGAGAGUUGGCCCAAAGCCGUUUUCAGACGAUGGUACUGUUGAAGAAAGGCGUGAAGACAAGCGGUCCUGAGGAAACUAAGCCAGUUUUAGGGCUGUCUUUAGAGGAGAGAGAGCUGAAAAUGAACUCUAAACACGAAGCACUAAACAAUGUCUAAGCAUGACCAGAAGGCACAUAUAUAUUGUAGAAUAAAUUAUGUAUAUAUUUUUUUACAAAACUUGAACUUGCAGGCGAGCUUUGGUUGGGUUAUUUUUUUUUUUUUUCAACUUUUUCCAGAAUGCUUCUCUCUAGGGAACAAGAAUGUUUUUAAUGGCAUAACAAAGGCAAGAAUCUGCCUUAUUAUUAUUAUUAUUAUUGUUAUUAUUUUAAGAAAGCUGCUGCUAACUACAUGGACACAAAUUGUAAUUUUUUUGUGGCGGUGUAGUUUUUUCUUUUGUGUAAUUUAAAAAAAAAAAUGUCAACAUUGAAUUUUGUGGGUUGAAAAGCUCGUGAUCACACUUCAAAGAGGCCAAUGCGGCUGUAUAGUCUGAACUUCGUUUGAGGCCAGUAGUUUGAUAGCUAGAAUCAAUUUUUCUCUCUUUUCAGUUACAUAAGGGGCAUUAUGUAACAUAAGGCCAAUUGGUAGCCUCCAGCAAAAUUUUUUUUCAGGCGGGGAUGGGAGGGAGCUGAGUUUAAUUCUCUAUCUAAAAAUUAAGUUGAAACUACCUAAAUGGAUACCAAAGAAAAUGCACAGUUUUGCACAGGGGAGUUUAUUUAAAUGAAACAGGCUGCUUUAAACAAACAAAAUUUGAACCUCAGACUUUUUUUUUUAAAGGGCCUCAUUUCGCACCUUAUUCAGAAAAUAGAGGGUAAGACUCAGAUCUAAGUAAGCAAGACAUUUUUCCCCCCUCUGUGGGAAAACGAGCUCCCUUUCUUUCUUUUUAUAAGAAGGAAAAGAGGGGGAGGGGGGGAAGCAAACAUCUGUUCUUUCCUGUUUAGCAAAACACCAGCAGGGCUGCAGCAGAAGGUCAAGUGUUGUUCUACACACAUUCCAAAACUGCUUCUAGAACUUAGAGGGCCCUUUUAGAGCUGACCCAGCGUUCUGAGAACUGAGCCAUCAGACAUGCUGCAGGCGGUCAUUACAUUUCCAGUUAAACUAGGCUAAGAGCCAUGCAAAGCUGCUGAUCUGCGCUAGGCUAACUCGGCUGGAGCAGGCAUUUAGGCGUAGGUGAGGCGAGCAACACAUAAAUCCCUGGGGAGGAGGAGGAGAGGGAAAAAAGGGAGGGAAGUUGUAACAGAGCAAUCUGAAAGAGCAUAGGGAUGUGAACGUUUUGGAAAAAUGCUUCCCUUUGGCGGGGCACAGGUGUCAGACCAGGUGUAAUAGUGUGCUCUGGAUCAUUUGAAAAAGGAUUAUUUGCAGAUAAUACUGUAAAAGAGUUCCCUCUCCCACCUCCUUUUUACCUGUAAACAUCGACUGGGCUAUCUGUGGAUGAAAUAUGUCAUCAGGCCUUGUGACCUUUUGUAAAGCCAUGGCUCUAAUGGUAUUUUGGCCCCCUUGCCAAGAAUGCUUUAAUAUUUUCUGUGCCUCUAAGAUCAAGCAUAUAACUUAGCUGUACUUGAAGGUUCCUUGCCUGUGAAUCUGCCUCAAGGAAUAGGGAAUGGUGGAGGUGGGGACAAUAGAUUCUAGUCAACUCUUUUACAGUAUUGACUCACUGUAUGCCAUUAAAAAACAGCUUGUUCUAGGUCUAAUGUCUUCUGCAAAUGGACAUCUGUGAAGGCCUCUGGCCCCUUACAGCCCUGCCUGAAGGAAAUGCCUGCAAUGACAAGGUGGUUUCUGAUACAAUGGUAUUUACAGUAACCUGAGUAGGUGGGUUCUAAAACUGUGGAAAUUUUACAUUGUAAAGGUAGCUCUGGAUAUUCUAAAGAGGGCAGAUGUAAUUUAAAUACAAGUUCUAAAACUAUUUAUGGGGGGGAUGGGGGAAGGGAAUUAAACCCACACGGCAACUUGAACACAGUUCUGGGUCAUAGCCAGUGAAUGCAACUGAACGCUACUUGUGCUGCUAUUGUGAUAUUCUUGUAAAGGAAAACAACUAAACCAAAGAGUAUUCAGUGAAAUGUAAAACAAAUGAAGAUGCAAUGGGGGAAGGAAGGAAAUGGGGGAAUGAGAUGGAGAAAAGGGAACCUUUUCCCUAAUUAGAUCACUCCAAAAUAUACAGUGCCCCACUUAGGAGACUUGAAAAAUCUGAGCAAGGGACAGGAGAUAAGGGAAAAUAAAAAGCUUCAGUUUGUUUCUUUAAGAAAAAAUAAACAAAACAAAAAAAAGGAAAAAAUCUGAAAUUUCUGGUGCACAGUUUUUUUCGAGUCACAGUUUUUCAGAAAUGUUUUUAAAAUGUACAUUUUAUAAAGUUUAUCAAGUAUUUUCAUAUUUAAAGCCAAAUGUAAAUAGAAGUCUGUAAAGGAGAAGAAGAAAAAUGAAAAAUGAAAUAAAUCCGUAGGAAGUAUAAAUUCAGUUUAGCAGUUUCUGCUAGCUAGUACCUAGAUGCUACCGGUUAGCAUGGUUUUAGCAAACACUUGCAAGCCUUAUAGGGUUCCUAAUGCUAUGAACUUCUGUUAUUUAUUUAAGCAUGGACUUUUAAUUUGAAAAUAUUUUCUAGUUACUGGCGUUUUUAAAAGUUACAAGCUUUCAGAUUGCUAGUCUUGUUGAGAGUGGAUACUUAGGUAAUUCAUUGCACUCUCUGCUGGAUUUAUUUUAUUUUUAAAUAACCCUUUGUCUCUACCGACUGAAUCUAGCAUUGCAGAUUUGCACUCAGCCUCUGGCUUGUGAAAGCUGCUAGGAAAGAGACCUGACCUGCAAUGUAUAUUUCAUGGUACCCGCCCCACCCCUUGUUCAUAUCUCAAAUGGUUUAAAUACAUUUCUGAACAUGCCUUGGUAAGCCUAAUACAGGUCAAACUAUUGUAGGGUUGGUUAAUUUUUUUUUUUUUUUUUUUUUUAAGGCGUGCAUAGUGACUGACAGUGUUCAUACUUAGUGAUACUGGGCCAAAUUAAUCCCACAUUUGUGGCCUGAUCCAAAUGCCUGUUGAAGCAGAUGGGAGUCUUUCCAUUGGCUUUACAAGUUUUGGAUCUGGUCCUUAGUCUAUGGCAUGACCCCAAGGAUGAAGUUGGCUCAGUGUCUUUAGUGUCUGGCACAGGUGGUUUUAUGUAUCUUGCUUGGGGAGUUGGGGAGGAUUUAGUUAUUUCUGCCCUUCCCUGAAAAUACUUGAAUAAGACUUAAUGUCUGAAACAUAAUACCGCCUACAAUGACAAAAGGCAUUUGUGAGACAGGUUGGGCUGUGUUGUUUCUCUCCUCUGUCUCUUAGGUGCAACUUGUUUUUCGGAUAAGUAGCAAGGGUGGAAAUCACUACAUUUUAGUUGUGUUUAAUGAUACAUUCUCCCAAUCAUGACAAAUUUCUGUGGUGUUAACUUAGCACUUGUUCUCUUUUGGCAAAGACAAAGGGUUUGUAUGUUUUUAUCUGGUCUCUUAGGUCCUUUUUUUUUCCAUAUUGGAUUACAAGGUAAAACCGAGAAGUACUGUAAUGUCUUUAAACUAUGGCUGCUCUUGACCAUUUUAAGGCAGAAGGGAGCUGCAGAGUCGCCGUCCCACCGCCAACCAGAAAUUUAUUUUGCAAUGACUCUUGGUCUGCAGCUGUUGUAAGGUGAACAAUCGAGACAUUUGACAAUUGUCCAUUACUAUUUUCCUGUUUGCAGCCUUUUUGUAUCAAAGUCUUCCUAAUGUACUGCACAAAUCAUGGAUUGUACAGAUUUUUAUAUAUUAUGUCUUAUUUUAUUAUUUCUAAAUAAUAAUAAUAAAAAAAACAACAACGA